This is a messenger RNA of Capronia coronata CBS 617.96, 891 nucleotides long. RefSeq lists its product as uncharacterized. The coding region runs from base 1 to 891 and encodes 296 amino acids. The transcript has 4 exons. Lineage: Eukaryota; Fungi; Ascomycota; Eurotiomycetes; Chaetothyriales; Herpotrichiellaceae. The record is from RefSeq and is a predicted model, not a curated record.
AUGGCGGAAUUUCGAAGCAGUGCUAUGUUUGAUGUUACAGGAUGGCGUGUUGUUGUCACUGGAGGAGGUAGUGGUUUGGGAAGGAUCAUUGCAAAAACAUUCCUUGUCAACGGAGCGUCGUCUGUGACGCUCAUCGAUAUCCUGCAGGAACGCUUAGAAGAUGCCGUGAAGGAGUUCUCCUCUAUCAAGAAAGACCUGGGCCUCAAAGGAGAUGUACAUGUAGUUCAGGGAGACGUUGCCUCCCGCGAUGGAAUUGCCAGCGUGGUCUCGAAAGUUCGAAACCUCGGCAUGGGCAUUGACACGCUGGUCCUAGCAGCUGGGAUCAGGAGAGUUAACAAGAAAACAUUCUCCCCUGGACUUGGACUGUCAAAGUUGGUGGAAGCGGUGCAAUCAUUGGACUGGGAUGACAUGGAAGCGUCUUUCCGCAUCAACGUCUUUUCCCAGUACUAUCUAACCGCUGGUCUACUCGACCUGAUCGGUGAAAGUGCCGCGAAACAGUCUGGCAAGGGCUCUGUCAUAUGCUUUUCCAGUGUUGCCAGCAAGCACACCGGUCAGUUUGUGCCUGCAUAUCAGACGUCCAAGGCCGCCGUGGAUCAGCUGGUCAAAAUCAUGGCAGCUGAAUGUGCAGACCUCUACAUUCGCGUCAAUGCGAUCUCGCCCGGUCUCUUCCCAAGCAACAUGAACCCAAUGGAUCCAAAACAUCCUGAUUCUAACAUGAGGUACGCAAAGGAGAUGCCUGCUAGACGGCCGGGAACGGAGCAGGAGAUUGCUUCAACGGCUUUGUACUUGGCAAGUCCUGCAGGCUUUUACGUUACUGGACAGAAUAUCCGAGUCGAUGGAGGAAGAUUACUUGUAGCAGCCGGCAAAAUACUAGUCCGGGAGGAUGAAUGA